GCACGCGCGCGCGCGCGCACGCUCAGAGCAUCGUUAAUGUAAAAACGUGCCAGUCGUCUCGUGUGUCUCAGGCGUCCUCCCACAUGUCCACUCACUUUUCGGGUGAUCAGUGCGCCCCUCCUCUCCAUCCCCGCCGACGUAAUUGUGGGUGUACAGAAGAAGUGGAACUUCAUCUUCUGAUCUUCUUGUAAGGAUCGCAGUCGCCCACUCGGAGGAGGAAAAAGAGAGGCGUAGGGAGGAGAAGCAGUCUUUCAACUCGAGGAGCAGAAAGGAGAAAAGAGGACGCGCUCGUCGCCACUGCUUCAUAUGGACUCUGGACAUAUCGUGGUCUUCAUACUGGAAUUUUAAGGAUCUCGAAUCCCUUUUGGAUUUAAUAAACGUUUUAUUAACAAACAAAAAAAGAGGGAAGAUGCUUCUGGAUAUAAAACAUAUUCUGUGGUUACUCUGCCUUUGCUGCACAUCGCUUGGACUGGUUUCAGGCACAAUAUUAGUGGCGCCGCCAGUCAGUGGAUCUCUUUCGGGAAAGGUAGUGCUCCCAUGCCACUUCUCCAUCCUCCCUACAGCAAGCCCCAGCAAUGCUACAACCACUGGAACAGACCAUCUGCGCAUUAAAUGGACCAAGAUAGAUGGUGAUUCAGAGUUCACAGUAAUCGUUGCUCAAUUUGGUGUCACGAAAGUUGGGCCAAGCUACAAAGGUCGCGUAUCUGUGCCGAGUCAUCCACAGAAUAUUGGGGACGCCUCAUUGACUGUUGUGAAAUUGCGGGCUAGUGAUGCCGGAACUUACCGCUGUGAGGUUAUGUAUGGCAUUGAAGACACUCAAGACAUGGUCAACCUGGAUGUCAGUGGUGUUGUUUUUCAUUAUCGGCCUAAGAGCGAUAGAUACACUUUGACUUACGAAAAAGCUGUAGAGACGUGUGAAAAUGUCGGGGCUACCAUCGCCACAGCAGAGCAGCUAAAAGCGGCUUAUGAGGAUGGGUUUGAUCAGUGUGAUGCAGGAUGGAUAGCAGAUCAAACAGUGAGAUACCCCAUCACUAACCCAAGGCCUGGCUGCUCUGGGAACCUGCCUGGAAAACCUGGUGUCAGGUCAUAUGGCAAUCGAAUGCCCAAUGAGAUGUAUGAUGUGUACUGUUAUGCAGAUAAGCUUAAGGGUGAUGUAUUCUUUACAACUGAAUCAAAUAAGAUGACAUUUGAGGAAGCAAAGUCCGAGUGUGAGAGAAAUAAUGCCGUCUUGGCCUCACCUGGUCAGCUCCAUUCUGCCUGGAGGAAUGGUCUGGACCGCUGUGACUAUGGCUGGCUGUCUGAUGGAAGUGCUCGUCACCCUGUCUCCAUAGCCAGAACUCAAUGUGGUGGAGGUUUGCUUGGAGUUCGCACUAUGUACCAGUUCCGCAACCAGACAGGCUUUCCGGACCCCACCAUGAAACUGGGAGCCUACUGCUACAUAGGUUAUGAACACACAACUUGGGUGGAUGUUAAAUUUGAUGUCGUCAGCACAACAUCACCCUCUCUAGCCUCUUCAACCACAGCCCAGACUGCUUUCUCUGAGUCCUUCCUGGAGCCAAAGAAAUCCAUUUACUCACAGACCACCAUAGAUGACUCUGAGAACCAGCCCCCAACAGAUUCUCCUUUCAUGUUUUCCACCAGCAUGGCCCCAUCAAGCAGCUCUGACUCAACAAGUAGCCAACAUUUAACAGAGGAUUUAGAAGUCGAUGACUCAGUAACCUCUCCUGUAGACAAGAAUAUGUUACAAACUCAAGAUUUUGAAAUAUCAACAACAGCUGGUCCUUCUGUCCCUAAAAUUCCAUUGGACAAAUUAGAAGUUAAUGAAGUAAUUGAAAUAGGUACAAAUCCACCUGAUGUUUUAUUCUCAGCCGCUCGCAGCACAGAGCCAAUGUUUGCACUGGGGAAAACAGAGGAAUCUAUUCUGGAAAAGGAUAAAAUAGAUACACCUUCUAUACUAAUAGUGGAACCCGCAACCUUAAUCAGCAUUCCCGUUAAACAGUCUAGUACCACAAAAGAUGACUCAAUUAUGCCUAGCAUCACUACCGUAACUGAGACGAGCCCUACAGAGGAAACUCAAUCAACUCAAGGCUCUGAAUUUGUCAUGGCUGAACCUCCAUCCAUACAAACAACUGCCACAGAUGGACUUUCCAUGGCAGUUAGUACUGAUGCAAGUUUAACAUUCACGACUUAUACAGUACAACAAUCUACAACACAUUUUGAUGAUACCACACCGGAGUCAUCCAAAUCAUCCAUACCGAUGAAGCUAGCAACUACUGUGCUCAAUGAAAUCCUAACUGAUUCAGUUAUAUCAACCAAAUCAGUUUCGGGUACCCCAAAACCCACAGUUGAAGGUGUGACAAACAUCAAGGACACAGAACACAUCUCAUCGACACAUUCUCCUGAAAGAAGCACCAAAAAUUGUACUGAUCUGUCGUCUGUCCAUGUGAUCAUCAUUACCGUUCAGCAAAAUGAAUCAGCUGAGCUGGCCCCUCUGAUACCCCAGUCUCCUAUUAUUCCUGAGGUUCCCGAUGAGCGAAUUCCCUCCCCUGUGGAUGGUGAGCCUAUAUGGGAUAGCAAAGAAUCUACCUCUGACUUCCCUCCUGUGACUACCAGCAGUGUAGAACUCAGUUUCGUAAAUGGCAAACAAGAGGUGAGCAUUGAGCCUGAGAAGUCUUAUGCAGAGAAAGAGGCAAGAGGAGAUGUGUUUGAAAGUGUGUCCUCUACACUUCAAAACCUCACACAAACAGAAGAAAAAAUAGAGACAGUGUCCAGUUUUGAUUACUCAUUAGUAGACAAUGGUGCAACACAACAUGUGCCACUUGAGUCAAACCAAGAUAUUACCCAGCCAAUGCCCAUUUUCCUCAGCACAAUGGAGCCAACUUAUCUUCAAGACAAAGAUCAAAACCUUGUAGAGUCCAUUCCUCCGACAUCUCUAAUCCAAGAUCCUGAAGAAGAGGUUCUCAUGGAGGAGGGAAUAAUACCAUAUACAGGCUUUACAGAUGAAAGAAGCUUCUCACCAAAACCACCUCAGCCAUCUGAACUUCCAGGAAAUGCAACUGCAGCAACUAUUUCAGAUGUUCUACCUUCUAAGCCAGAAGAAACAACUGAGGAAACCUCCCCUCCAUUGGAAGAAGGGUCUGGGCAGGAAAAGGCUACCAUUGAAGUAGUACAAGUGACACAGAAAAGUACAACCUUGCAACCAACAAAAAGUAUACUCUCUGGAAUCAAUGUGUAUGCUUUUACUACAAAGUCUCCUAUUUCUGCCACACACCAGACAGAUAAUAUGUUGACCAGUGACACCACUGAAAAUCAAUCUGUUUCAAAAAGCCCAAUUAUGGUUACAUCUUCCCCAGCCUCAAAAAGCAUUACUUCAACAAAAUCCUCAAUUACAGUUGAAGAGGGAUCAGGUAUUGAAACCCAUGAUUUUAUUAUUACAAUACCUACAUUACAACUUACUUCGACAAAUGAUGCUGAUGCCACAACACCACACAGUGCACCAAUGCCAGAAAACGUGGUGAUCCAAACAGAAGAAACAAUAUUAGCAACGCCAUCGCAUGCUUCCUCAGAAAUAAUAUUUCCCAGACAAGAAGAAGAAGGUUCAGGCGAGAUGUCUGUAUCUACUGAGGAGAAAACAAUUAAAGAUGUGCAAUCUGGUACACAAUCUGUAACUUUUGAAUUUUCUGAAGCUGAUGGCUCUGGAGAUCAGCCGAAUUUGCUGUCGACUACAGAAUUUUCAACAUUUUCCCCUUUGCAUACUACAACCAGUAUUGCCUCUGAAAAAGUCUCCUCAACAGAGAGUUCAACAAUGCAGAGUGAAGCAAAACAGAGUUUUUUUACUACUACCACAAGAACUUUUACAGUUGACCAAUCCAUCUCAAUAGAGUCUAGCUCAGCUGAUAUAGGCACGACACCAGAGAGUGUUAAAUUCAACCAAAGCACAACUGACACAAUGGCUGAAACUAGUUAUUAUAAAACAGAGUCACCUUUCAGUACAGAUUCUAAAGAAUCACAUACUGGUUUAGCUCCAACCCAAAAAAUACCACAGUCAGAGGGUUCUGGCGAAGAAAGUGGAGAGUUUGAAGAUGGCGUUUCUGGUGAUUUCUUUAAUACAGCUGUUGAGUCUAUGCCACCUUCACAGCUAUCAUCUACAAAUGAUGUAUUUACAACAGAUAUACCAAAACACACAACUGUUAUGGAAGUAUCAUCAGAUCUUGCCCACUCAACAAUGACAAGUGCCUUUACUGUUGGUGAAGGUUCUGGGGACCAGAUUGAAGACCACCUUUACACUGUAUCUGUCACCUCACCAACAUCUGUUACAACAUCUGCAGUUAGUGAGAGCUACACCAUAACUAGCAGUUCUGUAAUUGCUGACCAUUUCUCGUCAAGUCCAUCUCACGUUGAGAGUACACGCAAUGCCACAUAUUUAACCUCAAGCACAGAGCCGUCCAUAAUUGAAGAAUCUGCUGACAAUAUAUCAAAAACAACUGAAGCAAGUAAAGAAUAUUCUAUAAGAACUGAGGAAGCAGAAAUUAGCUACGCAAAGAGCACAUUAGAUUACUCAGAUGUCGAAACAUCUACACUUUCCACAAAGUUAACCGCAUCUGCUUCACAAAUUUCUUCAAGCCCAGCACAAACAGAAACAAUGUCUUCUUUUUUGGAGUCUGGUAGUGGUGACACAGAGGACACUACUAUUGAAUCUGAAGGAGUUGAUGAUGAUGGGUCUGGUGAUCUAGUAUCCACUUUUCUUGAGUCAUUUCCACCUUCUGUCACUCCUACACUAGAACAUGUACUGACGACUUCUGUGGCAGGGAUGCCAUUUGAGGGGACACUAGGUUAUGUUGAAGGAUCAGAUACGGCAACAACUGAAGUAAAUACUGAAUUUUCUGUGAAGACAGAGGAGGCUGAAACCAGUGAGAAUAAGACCACACUAGAUCAGCAAAGUGUUCAGACAUCUACUCAGUAUGCAUCAUAUAACCCUGAAUUAACUUCAACAAUGUCUAGCACAAUUCAAAAAGAAGCUAUUUCUAUAUCUUUGUAUGCUGGUAGUGGCGACAUGGAGGAUUCUACAUUGGAAGGCACUGAAGAGGGAAGCACUGAAGAUGAGGGUUCUGGUGCUUUUAUUGAAUCUGCUGCUCCUUCACAAGGUCCAUCAACUGAUAUUACAACAGAAAAACCAGAAACUCUAAUAGACUUUGGUAUUAAAGACCUACCAUUGGUUGUUACCACUUCAACUUUCAAAGAUUCAGUUGCCUUAACAAAUGAAGAUAGUUUAGGCAAACAGCCAACUGUAACGACUCUUCCAGUGAUGCUGGGAACAGGGACAUUGAAAUCUUUUACAGAAGAUGGAGGAUCAGGGGAUGAAAUGCAAGUUACUACCAGUAACGAAUUGCAAAGUGUUACUAUAGAAACAACUAUACAAACAUCCACCCAAAGUGCAGCAAAUGUUCAAUUGCCUCACAAUGUAGAAACUUCUACACAAGAUUCCCCAAACACUAGUUUGCCUACAGAGAGUUCAUAUACUACACUUGUGAAUGAGGUCAGUGUCCAAACCUCACCUGAGUCAGCAGUGACAGGAACAGAUAUACAGACUCCAGUUCUCUCUGUCAUAUACCAAGAUGGUAAAGAUAAAGAAGUCACAACAUCUGGCAGUGAGAUCAUAUCUAGCAAAAUUGCCACAAAGCUUUAUGAUACCCAAUCAAUCACAAGCCCUGUUAUCACAUUCAUAGAUGAAAUAAAAGAUGAUGAUCUUUUCUCAGCAGUUACAGACAGCAUGGGAGACCAUAGCACCAAAACAGAAUUUAUUACUAAAGAUAAUAUAAUCAUUGAUGCAGAUACUGUUCCAGAGUUGGAACCAUCAUCACCAUUUUCUUCCACAAUCAUCACAGAAGAAGCAGCUGGCAUAACAGCUGUCACCAUGACACCACAAUCCUCCAGCAUACUAACAGAAGAAUCAGAAGGCUCUGGGACAGACACUCCUGUGUUACCAUCUUUAGAUCUAAACCUGCCUACUAAAUCAUUCUUGGAAGAGACAACAGCUAAAGACAUAGAUUUAAGUGGCUCAGUAAAGGAAGAGGAAACAGAAACAAAAACAACAUUGUCUGUAAAAAUUCCUGAUGAAAGAUUUACGGCUCAAACCCCAUCCACACCUGCUCAAACAACCCAGUAUACCAACACUGGAACAUCUCAUCCUAGUGACACAACCGCACAUAUUACCUAUAGCACAAAUCAGCCUACAUUUACCACCACUGGUUCUGUCUACACAAGUCAGCAAAGUCACAUCAUCACUAAACCCAUCCAUACAACCACAAGUCAACCUAAAACUAGCUUACAUGUGACCUCUAUCCCAUCACAUACACAUACACUGCCCCAAUCAUCAGAUUCUAUUUUGACAGCUGUUUCAACUGAUGAUUUUUCAGGUGACAGUGUUUCUGUAGAGGACUCAGUAACGAAAACUGUAACAGUAGAUGUUGAUUCUGCUUUACGCGAAGCUGUAUUUGCAACCCCUGGAUAUAAUGCAGAUAAGAGCACAGACUCUAAACAAUCAGGAUUCAUUUCUUUUACCCGAGAAAGUGGCACAGAGGAAGGCUCAGGUCUCACAUCAGAACAUAUAGUGUCAAGUGGAUCAGAUUUCACUGAGACAACAACUGAUGAGGAAACAACAACAAUAAUUGCACGUGAUAGGUUUGAAGAGCAUAGUGUAACUACCGCAGCAACUACCGAUUCAUUAAUUACUAGUACUGUACAGUUCCUCCAGUCAUCCAUAGCACCUCUUGUAGACCUUCCAGCAAAGGAGCAAGUCUCAACUGUAAUUUCUUCAAAGAUGUCAUCUCCAACAACCCAAAGCCCACAGCUAGCAGACACACUUGUCUUGGAAUCAGUAGCAGAUACCACAAAGAUUCCAGGCAUUAUUACCCAUUCAGCCAUUGAUGCAGUGUCAGAUUAUGAGAGCAGCACCAAUCCUCUUGUAGAAAGCAAACCAGAUUUGGUUUAUACUGUUGCCCCUGAAAUAGAGGUUACCGAACCUACAAACAAGGAUCUUGAGAGUAAUACGAGUGCUAGAACUACUACACAAUUUGACAGCACAGUACAACCAUCCACUAAAUUUGGGGCAUAUGAAAUAGUUCAAACACAAACAGAUGAAGUAAAAGAUAACACAACACCAGAGACAAAGAUAUCAAGUCCAUUAUUACCAGAGGAAAGCUCAGGUGAUGUGAUUUCUGAAAUCCUGAUUGAAGAUUCUACAGCUACCACUUUUAUAAUGUUGACAGAUCACACAGAUUUUUCCACCACUCAAGCACGAUCUAAAGAACCUGAUAGUACAACCUACGCACCCCAGAUACUCAAAACAGCAAGUUUCCAACCUGAAGCCGUGUUUGAAGUGGCACUUACAUCCCAGCCUACUAAAGAUACCCCAGCAGCAGAAAAUUUGUUAACAACAACUAUUUCCAUCAUGUCUAUGUCCACAUCAGAAAACGACAAGUAUAUUGAAGAUGAUACAUCUGAAACUCCUUUUGUAGAAUCCAAACCAGAUUGGACUAAUUAUGAGGCUGAAAACGAGACUCCCCUUGAAAGCACUCCAGUAUAUGAGAGUAAGACUGUGUCCACUACAGAGAGCUUUACCAGCAAAGAAGAUGUAGCUGCUGUCGUUGCAUCUGUAGAUAAGGAGGUGUCAAAAGAACAAGACACAGUUGGUCAAGUUGGGGAAUCUUCAAAUGAAAUUCCCCAGAGUACAGACUACACAUCAUCACCUGACGAAAUUCAAACACAUACUGCAAAAACAGCUUCUCUUACAGAUAUGCCAGAUACACCUAGACUCGAUCCAGGAUACACAAUUUUGGAAGAGUCUUUGGAUAUUGGAGGUAACCAGUCAUGCUCUGAUAAUGAAUGUAAGAAUGGUGGAUCAUGUUUACAAAGGGGUAAUGUCCAGAUUUGCAGCUGCCUACCCGGAUACACUGGUGACCAAUGUGAAAUAGAUAUUGAUGAGUGCCAUUCCAACCCUUGUCAUAAUGGUGGUACCUGUGUGGAUGGGAUCAACUGUUUUUCUUGUGUAUGCCUACCAAGCUACAGAGGAUCUGUCUGCGAGGAAGACACAGAAAUAUGCAGUUAUGGGUGGCAUAAGUUUCAAGGCCAUUGCUACAAGUAUUUCCCUCACAGACGCACGUGGGAUGUGGCAGAGCGCGAAUGUCGUCUUGUGGGUGGUCACCUUACCAGUAUUCUGUCCCAUGAAGAACAACAGUUUGUAAAUGGCCUUGGCCAUGACUACCAGUGGAUUGGACUGAACGAUAAGAUGUUUGAAAACGAUUUCCGUUGGUCAGAUGGCAGAUUUUUGCAAUAUGAGAACUGGAGACCCAACCAGCCAGAUAGCUUCUUCUCUAAUGGAGAGGACUGUGUGGUAAUGAUUUGGCAUGAGGAUGGACAGUGGAAUGAUGUCCCUUGUAACUACCACCUCACCUAUAGCUGCAAGAAAGGCACAGUGUCAUGCAGGCAGCCACCUGUGGUGCCAAAUGCUCGCACCUUUGGGCAGAUGCGUCUUCACUAUGAAAUCAACUCACUAGUGAGAUACCAGUGUAUGGACGGCUUCAUCCAGAGGCACCUUCCCACCAUUCGCUGCAAAAGAGAUGGCUCCUGGGAUCUGCCCAAAAUUUCUUGCAUGAAUCCCUCCAAUUUCCAGAGACAAUACAGCCAGAGGUACCGCCCCUUUAGAAAUUAUGGCAGUCAUCGGAAAAGGUCUGCCGAGGAGCCUGCCAGUUCCCCCCAGAAACACCAUCACCAUGCCUUCAAGGACAACAAAACCAAACAAUAGGCCUUCCUACAAUCAUACUGUCUCACUGACUGUGAUUUCUUUUUUAACAACAUGCAAAGGACAUCUGAUUUAAACUAAGAAACGUGUGGAAAUAGAAAAUGGACAAAAAUGGAUAAAAGACAAGCAGCUUGAGUAGAUAUUGGAAUCAACACAGUGCCUUUCCAGUAUUUCACGACUAAACGAAGAGUGUUCUCAAGUGCUUUUCAGUUGGCCACUGAAAAAAAGGACUGUUACUGUUUUUGCUGGAUGACUGACUGAUCUUUGCUAGUCAAUUAUAUGUUAGUAAAUCUGUGUUUUCUUUUUUCAGAUCACAAAAUGCCUUCUUUGAGCAGUAUAUACUAAUGUAACUUUGCAACACAAAGAACUUGAGAAGAUGGUAGAAAGUCAGUAGGAUUUAAUGGACUUUGAGCCACAAAAUAUUCCAGCACAUGUUAUUGGACAUUUUUAUAUGGAUGCUGUAUGUCGAAGCUAUUUCUACAUGGGAUUCCAGAAAUUCUGAAGAACAAGAGCUACUAAUAAGCACAACAUAUGGGAGUUGAGACAAAUCCAAAAGAGUGAAGGAGGAAAAGAAACAACGACAAUCCAAUAAUUGAUGAGUAUUCUGUACAUAAUAGUGCAGAAACUACAGGGAAAGGUGGCGCGAGCUUCGAUAAUUUGUCCAAAAAAGAAUUUGUUAUAAUAAUGCAUCCCAAAGAACAAUUAGGUGCCUAGUUUGAAAAACAAGCGAGAAAUCUGAAACCAUAUUGUGUAUUUGGUCUUCCUGUAUCUACAUCUCGUUUAAUCCCUAAAUUUUCAAAUUCCUAAAUUUUCAUCUGUAACUUUUCAUGUUGUCUUUGGUAAAAUGUCAAACUACUUUUAAGAGAAUGUACUUUGUGAAUUGCUCAACAUGACUUGAACCACAUGCUUAUUUAACAGCGUGCAGGUCAUUUAUUUUCCAAGCUGCUCCUAAUCUUCUCCUGGUUGUAGCUAAUAUACAACACACUGGAUGUAAUAUGACCUGCAUGCACAGAUGCAUUGUUUUAGAGCCCACCAGAUCCAUGAGGUGUCACUUAUAAUUGUUAAGGAUAUUUUCUAUUUAAACAAAGAGAAACAAAAUAAUAUGACAUUUGGGGUGUUUCAAUGGGUCAACAAAGACCAGUAUCUAUCAAAAUCAAACCUUUCUACAUGGAAUGUCUCAAUACAACUCAACAAUCCAUCCAUUUGUUCAUCCCAAGCAUUGUUUUUAUUUUUAUUUUUUAAUGCAUUUUUGUUGUUUUGUCAGUUGUGUUGUAUCCAAAAGUGCACAUAUCAUUUUUUAUAUUUAAAGUAUAACAUUUUUAUUGUAUAAUGUGAAUGUCUGGGUUGUGUGUGGAAAAAAAAAAGACUUGCAAGAAAAGUUACUUUUUAUACUUGCAAUGUGUCACCAAAGAGACAAAGUUUAUUCCUUCCUA
Silurus meridionalis is the source of this 10233-nucleotide messenger RNA. It is a transcript of the gene vcana, whose product is annotated as versican a. The record is from RefSeq and is a predicted model, not a curated record. The transcript has 15 exons. NCBI's taxonomy places the organism in Eukaryota, Metazoa, Chordata, Actinopteri, Siluriformes, Siluridae. The coding region runs from base 410 to 8803 and encodes 2797 amino acids. Gene Ontology annotation, biological process: cell adhesion. Gene Ontology annotation, molecular function: hyaluronic acid binding; calcium ion binding.